Messenger RNA from Polypterus senegalus (gray bichir), 603 nucleotides. Its product is annotated as voltage-dependent anion-selective channel protein 2-like. The coding region runs from base 1 to 603 and encodes 200 amino acids. Gene Ontology annotation, molecular function: voltage-gated monoatomic anion channel activity. Gene Ontology annotation, biological process: monoatomic anion transmembrane transport. Lineage: Eukaryota; Metazoa; Chordata; Cladistia; Polypteriformes; Polypteridae. The record is from RefSeq and is a predicted model, not a curated record. Gene Ontology annotation, cellular component: mitochondrial outer membrane. The transcript has 2 exons.
AUGGCUGUACCUCCUUCAUACAGUGAUCUGGGCAAAUCUGCCAGGGACAUCUUCAACAAAGGAUAUGGUUUUGGGCUGGUAAAGCUUGAAGUAAAGACAAAGUCAGCAAGUGGAGUUGAAUUUGCUACAUCAGGCUCAUCCAACACUGACACUAACAAAGUUAUUGGAAGUUUGGAAACAAAGUAUAAAUGGGCUGAAUAUGGUUUGACCUUCACAGAGAAGUGGAACACAGAUAACACACUUGGAACAGAAAUCACAAUAGAAGAUCAGAUUGCAAAAGGCUUGAAGCUGAACUUUGACACUACUUUCUCACCAAAUACUGGCAAGAAGAGUGGAAAAGUUAAAACUGCAUACAAACGGGAAUAUGUCAACCUGGGCUGGGAUGUUGACUUUGAUUUUGCUGGCUCUGCAAUUCAUGAUGCUGCUGUUGUUGGCUAUGAAGACAGUGAUGCCUGCGGUGAAAAUGGUCUCUAUCGGUCCUCUAUAGGCCUGGGUGAGAGGGCGGUGGUUCAGGCCGGCUUUCCUGUUCAGCCUAAUGAAAUAAAGCCUUUGCUGGGCUUUUUUCACUGUGGCUGUGGUGUUAAGAGUCCAGCUCAGGUCUGA